AGACCCGCGAGAUGGCGCCAAGGAGGAACGGGCAGUGCUGGCGGCCGCUGCUGCUGCUUUCCGUCUCCGCGCUUCUCCCGGCUGUCACCCGGACCCGCUCCGCGACAGAAUUGGCUUCCCAGAGCCCCCUGGACCUCACGGAGCUCAUCGGCGUCCCGCUGCCCUCAUCCGUGUCCUUUGUGACGGGCUACGGUGGCUUCCCGGCCUACAGCUUUGGGCCUGGCGCCAACGUGGGCCGCCCGGCCAGGACCCUUAUCCCGCCCACCUUCUUCAGGGACUUUGCCAUCAGCGUCACGGUGAAGCCCAACAGUGCCCAAGGCGGAGUGCUCUUUGCCAUCACUGAUGCCUUCCAGAAGGUCAUCUACCUGGGCCUGCGGCUUUCGGACGUGGAGGAUGGCCGCCAGCGGGUCAUCCUCUACUACACGGAGCCUGGCUCCCACGUGUCCCAUGAGGCUGCCGCCUUCCUCGUGCCCGUGAUGACCCACAGGUGGAACCGCUUUGCCGUGAUCGUCCGGGACGAAGAAGUGGCCCUCCUCGUGGGCUGUGAGGAGCACAGCCAUGUCCUCUUCCAGCGGUCUUCCCGGCCCUUGGCUUUCGAGCCCAGUGCGGGAAUCUUCGUGGGCAACGCGGGAGCCACGGGGCUGGACAAAUUUACGGGCUCCAUACAGCAGCUCACCAUCCAUGCUGACCCCAGGACUCCUGAGGAUCUGUGUGAAGCUCAAGAAUCCUCGGCGUCAGGAGAGACCAGCGGGCUCCAGGAGACAGACGGAGUAGCUGAGAUCUUGGAAGCCGUCACCUACACCCAAGCCCCGUCUAAAGAAGCAAAAGUUGAACCCAUAAACACACCUCCAACUCCAUCCUCUCUCUCUGAGGAUGCGGAGCUUUCCGGCGAGCCUGUACCUGAGGGGACCCCGGAAACCACCAACUUCAGCGAGCCUGUACCUGAGGGGACCCCAGAAACCACCAACUUGAGUGUCAUCCUGCACAGCAGCCCUGAGCAAGGGUCUGGUGAGAUCCUGAACGACACGCUGGAAGGAGUUCAUACUGUGGACGGUGCCCCCAUCACGGACAUUGGCUCGGGGGAUGGGACCUUCUUUCAUGUCACUGAAGAGGGUCUGCAUCCUGAAGAAGGUUUGGCAACAACAGCAGCAGCCGGGGACGCCGAGGUGCCCAUCGGCACUGCUGCGGAAGCAGAGGCCGGCAGUGUGUCCACUGGGGGACCGACCCUCUCUACGUUCACUGAGGAUGCUGGGGAAGGGGUCACUUCAGGUCUGGAUACUGAGGAAGGUUCGGCAGCAACAGCAGCCGAGGAGGCCGAGGUGCCCGUCAGCACUGCCUGGGAAGCAGAGGCCGACAGUGUGCCCACUGGGGGACCAAUCCUCUCCAUGUCCACCCACGACCCUGGGGAAGGGGUCGCUCUGGGUCCAAUCAGUGAAGAAAGCUUGACAACAGCAGCAGCUGCAUCAGAAGUGCCCCUCAGCAUUUUUGAGGAAGAGGAGGCCAGCGGGGUCCCCACGGAUGACCUGGUUCCCCUCACCCCUACAGCGGCCGCUGAGCAGGUGGUCCCUUCUGGUCCUGGUGAUGAAGAAGACUUAGCAGCAGCCACAACAGAGGAGCCCCUUACAGUGGCUGGGGCAGAGGAGUUGGGUGGCACUCUGCCCGAGGGGCCCCCGCUCCCCAUACCCACAGUGGCUCCUGAGAGAUGGGUCACUCCGGGUGACACUGAGGAGGGGCUUCCUGGCCCCGCUGGAACUGCCGGGCCUGCUGGACCCACGGUGGGAGCGGAGGCUGAGGGCUCUGGCCUGGGCGGGGGCUUGGACUUCAGCUCUGGCUCUGGUGACCUGGCGCACAGCGAGGAGGAGCUGUUGAGAGGUCCCCCAGGCCCCCCGGGCCCACCUGGCUUACCUGGGAUUCCAGGAAAACCAGGAACUGAUGUUUUCGUGGGACCCCCUGGAUCUCCUGGAGAGGAUGGAGCUGCUGGUGAACCCGGGCCCCCGGGCCCUGAGGGACAGCCUGGACUUGAUGGAGCCUCCGGCCUUCCUGGAAUGAAAGGGGAGAAGGGAGCAAGAGGGCCUAAUGGCUCAGUUGGUGAAAAGGGUGACCCCGGCAGCAGAGGCUUACCAGGACCCCCGGGGAAGAACGGACAAGUGGGCACUCCUGGGGUCAUGGGACCCCCAGGGCCUCCUGGACCCCCCGGGCCCCCAGGCCCUGGAUGUGCAAUGGGACUUGGAUUUGAGGAUACCGAAGGCUCCGGAAGCAUCAGGCUGUUGCAUGAACCCAGAAUCUCCGGACCGGUGGCUUCAAGUGGUCCCAAAGGAGAAAAAGGAGACCAGGGACCCAAGGGUGACAGAGGGAUGGAUGGAGCCAGCAUUGUGGGACCCCCUGGGCCCAGGGGCCCGCCAGGGCGCAUUGAGAUCUUGUCUAGUUCUUUGAUCAACGUCACCGAUGGAUUCAUGAAUCUCUCGGGCAUUCCUGAGCUCAUCGGGCGUCCGGGCCCAGUGGGCAUGCCUGGGCUGCCAGGAUUUCCAGGCCCUAGAGGACCAAAAGGUGACACUGGCCUGCCUGGAUUUCCAGGACUAAAAGGAGAACAGGGCGAGAAGGGAGAGCCGGGCACCAUCCUGACUGGGGACGUUCCUCUGGAAAGCCUGAGGGGGAAGAAGGGUGAACCUGGAGUGCAUGGUGCCCCGGGACCAAUGGGGCCCAAAGGACCGCCAGGACACAAAGGAGAAUUUGGCCUCCCCGGACGACCUGGUCGCCCAGGACUGAAUGGCCUCAAGGGCGCCAAAGGAGAUCGAGGGGUCAUGAUGCCGGGCCCACCUGGCUUACCUGGUCCUCCUGGCCCCCCUGGUCCCCCUGGAGCUGUGAUUAACAUCAAAGGAGCCAUCUUCCCAGUACCAGUCCGGCCGCACUGCAAAACGCCAGUUGGUACCGCUCAUCCUGGAACUUCAGAACUCAUCACCUUUCAUGGUGUUAAAGGAGAGAAAGGAUCCUGGGGUCUUCCUGGCUCAAAAGGAGAAAAAGGCGACCAGGGGGCCCAGGGACCACCAGGCCCUCCAGUGGAUCCAGCCUACCUGAGACAUUUUCUGAACACCUUGAAGGGGGAGAAUGGAGACUGGGGGAUCAAAGGAGAAAAAGGAGACUCUAACAGUGACUUCUCUGUGUCAGGACCUCCAGGCCUGCCGGGAAAUCCAGGCCUGGUUGGCCAGAAAGGGGAGACUGUUGUUGGGCCCCAGGGACCCCCGGGUGCUCCUGGGCUGCCUGGGCCACCUGGCUUUGGAAGACCUGGUUCCCCUGGGCCACCAGGACCUCCGGGGCCACCAGGACCUCCAGCUAUCCUGGGAGCAGCCGUGGCCCUUCCAGGCCCACCUGGCCCUCCAGGACAGCCAGGGCUUCCCGGAUCCAGAAACCUGGUCACAGCAUUUAGCAACAUGGAUGACAUGCUGCAGAACGCGCAUUUGGUUAUAGAAGGGACCUUCAUCUACCUGAGGGACAGCACCGAGUUUUUCAUUCGUGUCAGAGAUGGUUGGAAAAAAUUACAGCUGGGAGACCUGAUCCCCAUUCCUGCCGACAGCCCUCCGCCCCCUGCGCUUUCCAGCAACCCGCAUCAGCCUCAGGCUCCACUGACGUCUCUUUCCAGUGUCAGUUAUGAGAGGCCUGCACUGCACUUGGUUGCUCUGAACACGCCAUUUUCUGGGGACAUUCGAGCUGAUUUUCAGUGCUUCCAACAGGCCAGGGCUGCAGGACUGUUGUCCACCUACCGAGCUUUCUUAUCUUCCCAUUUGCAAGAUCUCUCCACAGUUGUGAGGAAAGCAGAGAGAUACAGCCUUCCAAUAGUGAACCUAAAGGGCCAAGUACUUUUUAAUAAUUGGGACUCAAUUUUUUCUGGCCACGGAGGUCAGUUCAAUACACAUGUUCCAAUAUACUCCUUUGAUGGCCGAGACGUAAUGACAGAUCCUUCUUGGCCCCAGAAGGUCGUUUGGCACGGCUCCAGCACCCAUGGAGUGCGUCUUGUGGAUAAGUACUGUGAAGCGUGGCGAACCGCGGACAUGGCAGUCACGGGGCUGGCCUCCCCACUGAGCACGGGGAAGAUUCUGGACCAGAAAGCAUAUAGCUGUGCUAAUAGGCUAAUUGUUCUGUGUAUUGAAAACAGUUUCAUGACAGACGCUAGGAAGUAGUGACCUUCUGAUGAUUCUGAAAGAGUUUUCCAAUUUUUCUGAUGUGAAGAGUUGACACUGAAAUCUAAAAUGUUUAAAUGUUGUAAAUAUUAGUUUUUUAUUACACAUUCGUCACAACAGCAACCAAAGAAAACAUACCUCAAUACACUCAAAACUGAAGGCAUAAAGGACUCAGAUCAAAGAUAAAAUCUGAUCCAUAUAUUGGUGCUAGAUUCUGCAGGAAACCCCGGCAGUGUGAACACAUCCAAGCAUGGGUAAGAGCGAUUUGGAAAGAAAGGCCUUGGCGUUCCGCCCACUGCAUCCUUCAGAAAGUAAUUUCCUCCUUUUAACCAGUUGAGUGUAAGAUGUCCUUCAUGUUUUCAUGCAAAGUCUCAGUUUAGAAAUGUUACCCUUUUCUAAGUUAUGUGCAGACCGACUGCUUUAUUCUUUAAUAUACAUCCAUCAUUUGCAACUGCCGUUCAUACAGAGAAACAAAACUGCUCAAAUGAUCCUAUUUGUAUUUUCUGAUAUUACCAUACUUUGAUUUUUUUCCUAAAAUAUUAUUGCCAUCAUGCUUUAGGAGUUUUAUAUUUUUAUACAAUCAUAUUUAGUACGGCAUCUGUUUAUAUAACUUUGACUUGCUGGAAAAGUUUAAACUCCAAAUUAUCUGAAACUAGAAAAGAAAUAGCACAUAAUUACCACCUUUCCCUUGGCGGCCCUUCCAGCCAACCCCCACCCCGGAUUUUACGACUUCCAUUUGGCAACUCUUGAAUUAUCGCUGCGAUUAAACGAGCAGGUUCAUGAGGAUGAAUUUUCUAAGACACAUAUAUCUUCAGGCUGUAUACUUUGAUUCUUUUUCCAUGUAAGUGAACAUAAAAACAUCUUUUCCAGGCA
This is a messenger RNA of Ceratotherium simum simum (southern white rhinoceros), 5048 nucleotides long. It is a transcript of the gene COL15A1, whose product is annotated as collagen type XV alpha 1 chain. Gene Ontology annotation, molecular function: extracellular matrix structural constituent conferring tensile strength. Gene Ontology annotation, biological process: extracellular matrix organization. Lineage: Eukaryota; Metazoa; Chordata; Mammalia; Perissodactyla; Rhinocerotidae. The record is from RefSeq and is a predicted model, not a curated record.